Messenger RNA from Thermothielavioides terrestris NRRL 8126, 1957 nucleotides. Its product is annotated as farnesyl-diphosphate farnesyl transferase. Gene Ontology annotation, cellular component: endoplasmic reticulum membrane. The transcript has 4 exons. NCBI's taxonomy places the organism in Eukaryota, Fungi, Ascomycota, Sordariomycetes, Sordariales, Chaetomiaceae. The record is from RefSeq and is a predicted model, not a curated record. Bases 311 to 1711 code for a protein of 466 amino acids. Gene Ontology annotation, molecular function: squalene synthase [NAD(P)H] activity. Gene Ontology annotation, biological process: farnesyl diphosphate metabolic process; ergosterol biosynthetic process.
CACACAAUUUCCUGUGGAGCACCGACACCGCGUUGCCUGGGCUUCUCCGCAACCACAAGGGGGAUUCUGAGCGCGCGUGCACUCCAAUUCCCUGCCUCAAUUACCCUGGGGUUUGACGGUUGCCAGCUUAGUUCAGCGCAAACCGGGUGUUGCGAGGGUUGCAACGACACGCCCUCCCGAUCGCAGUCUCCGGUAAUUCUUGGGCUUUUCGACCGUUUUCCCGUCAGAGCCGCAGUGUGUCAACAGCGACUCCCCCCAUCUGAACCCUAACUGCUGCGUUGACGAUUCGUGCCGCCGAGACACCGAAAACAUGGGGGUCGCUAAGCAAGCCAUCUACUACGCCUUCCAUCCAAACGAGCUCCGGUCCAUCAUUCAAUGGAAAGUAUGGCACGAGCCGGUGCAUAAACGCGACCCUUCCAAAGAGACGGCGACAGAGAAGUCAUGUUUCCACUACCUCAACAUGACUUCGCGGUCGUUCGCCGCCGUCAUUCAAGAACUCAACCCCGAGCUCCUGAUGCCGGUCUGCCUCUUCUACUUGGUCCUCCGCGGCCUCGACACCAUCGAGGACGACAUGACGAUCGACAUCAAAGAGAAGGAGCCGCUGCUGAGGAAUUUCCACAAGUACAUGGAGCAGGACGGCUGGACAUUCGACAAGAACGGCCCUAACGAGAAGGACCGGGACCUUCUCGUGCACUUUGACGACGUCAUCGUGGAGCUGAAGAAGGUCAAGAAACCUUACUACGAAAUCAUCAAGGACAUCACGGUGAAGAUGGGCAACGGCAUGGCUGACUACGCCCUGAACGCCGAGCACAACAUCAACGGAGUCAACACAAUAGCCGACUACGAGCUCUACUGCCAUUACGUCGCCGGCCUGGUGGGCGAGGGUCUCACGCGGCUCUUUGUCAAGAGCGAGCUCGCCAACCCGCAGCUGCUGGUCCGCAUGGACCUGACCGAGAGCAUGGGCCAGUUCCUGCAGAAGACCAACAUCAUCCGCGACGUGCACGAGGACUGGCUGGACAAGCGGCGCUUCUGGCCGAAGGAGGUCUGGAGCAAGUACGUCGACAAGUGGGACGACCUCUUCGCCCCCGAGCACCGCGAGAAGGCGCUCCAGUGCAGCUCCGAGCUGGUGCUCAACGCGCUCAAGCACGCGGACGAAUGCCUCUUCUACAUGGCCGGCAUCCGCGACCAGAGCGUGUUCAACUUCGUCGCCAUCCCCCAGAGCAUGGCCAUUGCGACUCUGGAGCUGGUCUUCCGCAACCCGGACAUCUUCGAGAGGAACGUCAAGAUCACCAAGGGCGACGCGUGCAGGCUGAUGUUGGAGUCGACGCAGAACCUGCGUGUGGUAUGCGACGUGUUCCGGAGAUACGCCAGGAGGAUACACAAAAAGAAUGAUCCAAGGGACCCCAAUUUCUUGGCCAUCAGCAUGCAGUGCGCCAAGAUCGAACAAUUCAUCGAGUCCAUCUUCCCCACGCAGGACCCCAAGAAGAUCGCAGCCGGCCAGAAGCAGGUCAACGAGGCCGGCAUGGACACGGGGGAUGCCAUCCUGCUUGUGCUUUCUGCCGUGUUUACCCUGGUUGUCAUUGGCCUCCUCAUGGUCGGAACUGCAUGGUUUCUGGGCGCUCACCUGAACAAAUUUUUCGACGGCCUCGACAAUUCGCUUGGUGGCAGCGUCAAGAAGCCGACGUCAGUCCUCGGCCACGAGGAGUUGUGAGACGUGCUAUGGAACGCAACAGCCAGCGAGAGCAAGGCAUUUUUUUUUUCUGGUUCCCGUUCUUCUAGACAUCUUCCUAAUGACAUACCCACCCUGAAAAGUGUGGUCAUGGACACGAUGACGAGCGAGCGAGCGACUGGCGAAACUCGGGUUUUUGGCGACGCCUAAAAUCAAGGCUCUGAGAGGACUCUUGGGGGCAACCUAAUACCUUACUGACAUAAUAGAUCUACGUCCUUGAUUCCUUCC